CUCGGAAGCGGGGAAGUGGUGGCGGGGUGCGCGUUGUUGGCUGCCUGGGCUGUUACAGAAUGACCUUGCACUGAGCUGUUUUGGAAGAAGCAAGAAUUAACUAGCAAUCCCUCAAUGUGCAUCCUGCUAUUCAAAUUUGACCCUCGACCAGUUUCAAAAAAUGCAUACAGGCUUAUUCUAGCAGCUAAUAGAGAUGAAUUUUACCACAGACCAUCCAAAUCGGCAGAUUUUUGGGAUGGCAACAAUGAAAUCCUUAGCGGGCUGGAUAUGGAAGAAGGAAAAGAAGGUGGGACAUGGUUAGGAAUCAGUAAGAAAGGCAAGAUGGCAGCCCUAACAAACUAUAUGCAGCCAAAGAUUGACAAAGAUGCAAAAGGAAGAGGUGCUCUUGUAGCAAACUUCUUGACUUCAGAUCUGGACAGCUAUUCUUACUUGAAGAAAGUUUCAGUAGAAGGACAUCUUUACAAUGGAUUUAACUUAAUAGCGGCUGACUUGAAUACAACCAAAGGAGAUGUGAUUUGCUACUAUGGAAACAAAGGAGAACCGGAACCUGUUUUCCUAAAUCCUGGAAUACAUGGAUUGAGUAAUUCUUUGUUGGAUACACCAUGGAAGAAACUUCAAUAUGGGAAGCAGCUUUUCUCAGAAGUAAUCAGGAGAAGUCAAGACCUUACCAAAGAAGACUUGGUGCAGGAGCUCCUCACUGUGAUGAAUAAUCAAGAGCCUCAAUUACCAGAUCCUGCAAUUGAAGACCAAGGGAGGGAUUACAUACGUCCUAUAUUGAACAAAUAUGCAGCUGUGUGUGUUCGAUGUCCUGGCUAUGGAACAAGGACUAACACAGUCAUUCUCAUUGAUUCAGAAGGAGAGGUUACUUUCACAGAGCGCAACAUGAUCAAUGCAGAUGUCAACCAGUGGAAAACAAGCACCUAUGAAUUCAAACUACAAAUUUAACAACUUUCCAUUGGAUUGGAUUCUAAUAAAAGCAAUGAGAGAACAAGCCAUUAUACUCCAGUAAAUGUUUUAUACCAGGCUCCAGAAGCAAGAAAUAGCAAGGAAAGCAAAAGUUUGUUUAGACCAGUAGCACACCCUAUCAGGUUCCCAAAUACUUUGCAUAAAACCAAGGAAACUGUUUUUAUACUGCAUAAUGACUUAUGUAAAAAUACUUCUGAAUGUGUGACUUUUUGAUUUAGUUUCCUAGCUCAAAAUCGUAAGUACUAAUGAAAAGUAUCAGUAUUGAUACGUCUGAUUCAGUGACAUUCUUGCAUACUAUUAAUUUCUUUUGACUUCAACUGGAGCUGAAGGUGUAUAUAGCGUCUUGGAGAAUCUGUGUUAAGUUUCAGAAUGUAGUUCUGUCUAAAAAUUACUGAUUUUGCUUUUGCACAUAGAGGAUAAAAGAAACCAGCUGAACAGUUCUAUAUAGCCAUUUCUAAUUAUUUCAUGUACCGAGACAACGGUAUAAUAUGAUGCCUUGAACCAGUGUUGAGAAGUCAUGGAAAAUAGGGUCAGGACCAUGAGGCUGUCUAUUCUAUCACUCUGCCUCCGAGGUAAGGCCAUCAUCUUUGCCCAAGACAGAAGUUACUGUUUUUCUUUCUUUAAAAUUGUUUUAAAGGGAAUCUUAAAUGCUCUCCACUUCAGAGGAGGGGAAAUGCAUUUGCUCCUUUUAUUGUUCUAUCUGAAGGUUUUACAAAAUUUUGCUUUCUCUUGAGCAUAAAACUUUAUGAUUGUAAAGCUAAUCCCUAUGUGCAGUAAAUGAAUGUAUGUUAUCUUUGCAGCAUUAAAUGUUUUAAUAACACAAGCUUUUCGGCUAUGCCAUGGUGCCCUACCUUGUGGGAGGGAAAGAUAGUUUGUUUUUCCUAUAAAUAGUUCAGCCAUACAUCUUUUUUUCUAAAUUUUCUAAAACUUGACUUGAGAGUAGAUAUGAAAUUGCAGUUCAGUGUCUAUUCAGUUUUAUUCAGUAGAACUAAAAAAUCAUAGAAGUAGAUUAGUUUAUUUUUGAAGGGUAUAAAAUGGUCUAUAUUGUGACAUCUUAUUUUUUGGAAGUCUAGCUAGCAAUAUUAGUUUUUUUUUCUUCCCCAGCUGGCAGAUAAGGACUAGAUAUCUAUUUGCAAAGAGAAACUGAAUGUGAAGUUUACAUUUAUCAGGCUUUUCCGUAAGUGUGCAACUUUAGCUUUAUUUCUUUAUUGGUAUAAUAUGUCAAAAGCUGGAGUGACUGCUCAUUUUUUUAGUAAAAUAGAUACUUGUUGUAAAGUGACAUUAUUGCUGAAAAAUUGGAUAUUAAGAUGCACUAUAUUCAAACAACUGAAUUAUAAAGCUAUUUAAAUGUGUGCUCUUUCCAAUUAUUUAGUGCUAGUUGUAGGUGAUAGACUAUAACUAAUAUGAUGAUAUCUUGCCCUAAGUUGUUUUGCUGCUGUUCCACUUUGAAUUAUUUUGAGUGCUACAUCUUAAAUUGGUAAUGGAUCACAGUGUUUUUCCUCCUACUUGCUGAAUGUAUUUUUCUAUAAUUCUAUGAUUAUGAAGAAAUGAUUACAAAGUAGCAGCAUUUCUGAUACAAUCUACAAAGAUGUGCACCUUUAUGUAUUCAAGUCUGUAUUCCAGCCUUCUUACCUCUGUGUGUGUGUGUGUGUGUGUGUGUGUCUGUGUAAUGAGGGAAGAGGUAAAUUAAACUUCUCACUGAAGUAAGGGAGUACUGUGAAAGGCCAUUUCCAGGCUUUUAAUUGCCAGGAGAUACCAAAGCACUAUUCAUUCGGUGAUUUCUUUUGCAUCUUGAAAUAAUUUCUAGAUAUUAGAGCUAAUUCCAUGUCUAGUCACAGGCUCUUAAAUACUUUCUUGAUACAGGACUGUAUAAAUGACUUCUUGAACACCUAGAUUAUGAGAUGCUGUUAAAUACAAACUUCAUUAUGUUUGUGUCUUGUUGGGGAUGUGCUUGGUUUAAAACUAAGUCACCUGGAUGCUCACUUCCUGAGCUGUAGGAAAUAGUCUUUUUUGACCAUUUACACUGUAUACUUGUAUAAAUAAAAAACCUAUUAAUUUGAA
Messenger RNA from Rhea pennata, 3027 nucleotides. RefSeq names its product transport and golgi organization 2 homolog (gene TANGO2). Lineage: Eukaryota; Metazoa; Chordata; Aves; Rheiformes; Rheidae. Bases 115 to 945 code for a protein of 276 amino acids. Gene Ontology annotation, cellular component: Golgi apparatus. The record is from RefSeq and is a predicted model, not a curated record. Gene Ontology annotation, biological process: Golgi organization; protein secretion. The transcript has 9 exons.